Molecule: messenger RNA, 1005 nt
Organism: Aspergillus mulundensis
Lineage: Eukaryota; Fungi; Ascomycota; Eurotiomycetes; Eurotiales; Aspergillaceae
Product: alpha/beta fold hydrolase
Exons: 2
Coding region: 1-1005 (334 amino acids)
Source: RefSeq, a predicted model, not a curated record
AUGGCCUUCCUAACCGCUGCCGAGGUGGUCGCCCACCCGGCCUACAAGCACCUCGACUGGAAACUGCCCCCGACGAGUUCCGCCACUGUCCCAGUCGCCGGGAAGCGCCGCGGAGGCCCUAUCAACCUUUAUUACGAGAUUCAUGGCCACGGCCCUAAAAAGCUAGUCUUCAUCAUGGGCCUCAUGGCCGCUCACGGCGACUGGAAGCGCCAGACCAAGUUCUUCGGUCACGACAAGGCAGACGAAUACUCUGUACUUGUCUUUGACAACCGCGGCGUCGGCAAAUCCGACAAGCCCAUCUCUUACUACUCUACUUCCGAGAUGGCCCAGGAUGCGCUAGACCUCCUUACAAGCAUCGGCUGGCUCGAUCUCUCCGCGCCGCCAAAGCGAGAUCUUAAUGUCGUCGGCGCAAGCAUGGGCGGCAUGAUUUCGCAGGAGGUCGCAAUGCUUAUUCCCGACAGACUCGCUAGUUUGACGCUCUGCUGCACAGCCCCGCGAGUUGAGCGGACGGCGCCGUUCUUGGAGAACCUGCGCGAGCGCGCACAGAUGUUCAUUCCGCGCAAUAUCGACCAUGAACUGAAUCGGUUGGCGCACUCGCUGUUCCCUGAUGACUUUUUGGCCCAACCCGACGACGAGUAUGAUGAUCCCGAGAAGAACUUCCCGACAAGGCGAGACCGAUUUGCCGCUGGACGGCUGCGGAAGCUCGAGGAUACCGAGGGAUUCACGAAGAAGGGUUUCCUGAUGCAAAUUGUUGCGUGCAACUUUCAUCACAAGUCGGCUGCUCAGUUGAAGGAGUUGGGAGACAAGGUGGGGAGGGAGAGGAUUGCGGUGUUGCAUGGAACUGUCGACCGGAUGUUGACGUUCCAUCAUGGCGAGUUAUUGAACAAAGAGAUUGGGGAGGGGAUACUGUAUAAGGUCUGGGAGGGGAGUGGGCAUAUGUUGCCGUGGGAGAAGGAGAGUGAGUUCAACCAGUUGGUAGACGAGCUUGUGCGGCGAUGCAAUUAG